This is a messenger RNA of Octopus bimaculoides (California two-spot octopus), 1618 nucleotides long. RefSeq names its product deoxynucleoside triphosphate triphosphohydrolase SAMHD1 pseudogene. Lineage: Eukaryota; Metazoa; Mollusca; Cephalopoda; Octopoda; Octopodidae. The record is from RefSeq and is a predicted model, not a curated record.
GAUCGCUUAUAUUAUUUCUGACAUCAGACAUCUAAAUGCCAAUGGGACUGGGAUCUUUUCAAAUCAAAUAUUAGAAAUAUCGUACUGAACACGUCUGUAUAAUUCAUAUUUCUACUCAAUAUUUCAAAACCAACAAACGUAACAACAAGGCCACCAGCAGCGAAAAUAGCAAUAUAGAAAGCAACUAACAAGUAAGUUAGAUAUUUUCCUGAAUAUUUCAUAAUGGCCAACUCACGCAGUACAUACUGGGAUCAGGUUUUUCAGGAUGCUAUUCAUGGGGCUAUGCAGCUCCCACCACUCUGUGUAGAUAUUAUCAAUACGAUUCAGUUCCAGAGAUUACGUAAUAUCAAACAAUUAGGUUUGGUUUAUUACGUUUAUCCAUGUGCUUCACAUAACAGAUUUGAACAUUGUCUGGGGACAUGCUAUCUUGCUAGCAAAAUGAUUCGUCACCUUAAGGAGCAAAAUCCCGAUCUGCAAAUAUCUGAUCGAGAUAUACUUUGUGUUGAAAUUGCUGCUUUGUGUCAUAAUUUAGGACAUGGCCCUUUCUCUUACGCCUUUCAAGAAAUUAUCAACCAACAUCGCAAGGAAAAUGGAGGUGAAAAGUGGAAAAAUGAAAAUGCAACGUGCGAAAUGUUGGAUGAACUUCUUAAAAAAAACGGACAUAUUAAAAAAGAACUUGAGCUUGAUGACAUUGAUUUCAUAAAAGAUAUUAUCAUUGGUGAACCAAGAAAUUCUAAGAAGAAGAAGCCAAAGUUUUUUUACCAAAUUGUCAACAAUACAGACUAUAAAAUCGACGUUAAUAAAUGGGAUUACCUGGCAAGAGAUUCUCAUUUUCUUGGCAUUGGAAAAUCAUUUGAUCACGGAAGAAUGAUGAAAAUGUCCAAAGUAAUAAAUGAUGAAAUAUGCUACAGAGACAAAACACUUGAUAAUUUCUAUGAUAUGUUUUAUUCCCGAUAUCGACUACAUAAAGCAGCUUACCAACACAAAACUGUUCUACUGUUUAAUACGCUACUUGGAGAGGCAUUCAGAUCCGCAGAUAAACACAUGAAAAUUUUCGAAAAGGUUGACGAUAUGAAGAAAUUUACUUAUUUUACAGAUAGUGUUUUGGAGGAAAUAUUAAAGAAUGAGAAUAAUGAAGGUCUCAAAGAGGCACAGAAAAUAUUGGAGAGUAUGUUUUACCGGCAUUAUAAAUACAACGGUACAGACAAAGAUGGAAAUUACCAAGGCGAAGACCAAGAGAAAAUAUUCUGUGAAGCCAAUUUGGAUUAUGGAGCUGGAGAGGAAAACCCAUUAGAGAAAAUACCAUUUUAUAAAAAAGGUGGGAUUGAAUCCUUCAAAUAUAAACAACAAGAAUUAGAAGACAAGCUUUUGCUGCCAAAAAAAUUUCAUUUGAAAAUCUAUCACUGUUUUGAAAAGCGAGUGAAUAACUAAAAUGAAGGAAGUUACAAGAUAAAAGAGAGUGAUUUUUAAAAAAUGAACAAUAAGUAAUGAAAAAAUAAUAGAAAAGCAAGAACCUUGAGAAAAAGCAAUAGCAAAACAAUCAGAUCGAAUAUGACGAAACAAAGAAGAAAUGAAUGUGUGAAAUAAGAAAUAAGACAUGCUAAAAGUUAAAAAUAAU